Owenia fusiformis is the source of this 4024-nucleotide messenger RNA. Lineage: Eukaryota; Metazoa; Annelida; Polychaeta; Sabellida; Oweniidae. The record is from the annotation of a GenBank genome assembly.
GCUCAGUGAUGAAACAGGCAUGCAUUGACUAUCUGCGAUCUUGAAGACCUAUUCAGUGACUGUCAAUGUAGCUUAAUACUAACAUAUUUACAGUUAAGAGGAAUCAGAAAGUUGUUUAAAAGUAUUUAAGAUCGAAAUAAAGACUCAUCAAAUGUGAAAUAGCUGGAGAUAUACAUGUAGUUUUGCAGUUAUAGCCAUUACAGUAAGACUUAGUUGAGUUGGCAUUGAAAAAACAUUACUCAACGGAAUUGAGCAGAGAAGUGAAAUUAAACUUGAACUGGACAUCUGAUUAAAGUGGACAUUAGAUUACUGUCAGUAUUUAAAUAAUUCUUUAGUCAUACAAUGUUGUGAAGAUGUACCUGGAUGGCCUAAUACCAGCUUCCCAAUACAGAGAUAUGACUGACCCUCAAAUUUACACAAAAGUUAAAGGGGAUGCCUUAGAAGAUUGGGAUGAAAAAAAAAUAUGCGAGAAAGAUUUUGACAAAGUGUGCACAUACAUUGUACCCGACAGACCGUGCCAAGAUGGUAGAAGUGAUCGGGCAGAGGCAUCAUUGCCACGGAAUCUUCUUCUCAAGCCAUCAAAAACAUUACCAAACGUUAUGGGUGUAUACAGUAGCGAACAUAUCCCACGUGGUACACGCUUUGGCCCUCUGGUGGGAGAAAUAUUCACUAAAGACAAUGUGCCAACCCAUACAAGCAGACAAUACUUCUGGAGAGUCUACAACAAUGAUGAGCUUUAUUUCUACAUAGAUGGCGCUAGCUGCAGCAAGAGUAACUGGAUGCGUUACGUCAACCCCGCCCACUCACAGGGAGAACAGAACCUGAUUGCAUGCCAAGUGAACUUUGACAUCUACUUUUAUACUAUCAAAGCUGUAGCACCAGGGGCUGAGCUGUUGGUCUGGUAUUGUGACGAGUUUUCAGCAAGACUUGGCAAAUCUUUGUCACCAGUUCAGCUUAAUAUUCCAGUUUGCAAAGAACAAACAACCCCUCAAGAACAACCAAAUUCUCGGCACAACCAAUAUGAUAGAAAACACAACACAGAUGUACAAAAACACAAUGAUGACAAAGUCACCAAAGUGAAUCAAGACAAUGUGAAACAUGAUUCAAAUGAGACAAAUGAUACAGUGUUGGACUUCAGCACUAAAGACAAUAACACAGCAGUGAAUGAACCAGUUCAUAGCCCACUUAAGAUCCCUAACCCAAGGCGAUCAAUUAUCAAAAGUACAUUUGAUGUGAAACAUAUCCUAGGCCAUACAUCUGAUGAUGAAGAUACAAAACCACCUAUUCCUGUAUCUGUUCGUCCUUCCACUGAGCCAAGAAGGACAGAGAGCAAUAAACGCCCCUCCAAUGGUUUGAUUGAAGAUUUAUUGGUUAAGAAAAUGAGGGAAUCUGAAGCUGUGUUACCACCAGCACAUAAUGCUUUGUUGAAUUAUCCCCAGUACCCUGGUUCAACGAUAACCCCUCAUGUUCCAUUCCCUCCAUUCUAUCCACACUUGCCAGCAAAUCAACAAUCAAUGACAUCACCAAUACCAAACUCUCAUGAGACACCAAGGAUAUCGGGGUCAUCUUCUAAAGCUUCCCCACCCCAUCAUGUAUCACCUCAUCUUGCAGGUGCUUCACCAUUGGCUUCACCAACCAUGGAAGCCAUAUCACCCAAACCUUCACCUAAAUAUAGUGAGUCAAGCUCCAUUGAAAGAAUAGACGAAGAGAGACAAUCCAAAGGUGUAUCGCCAAAUAACUACACCUCUGCUCCUAUCCAUAACAGCUUUCCAUUUUAUCCAAUAAGGAACCCCCUGUUUCCAAAUAUGUUGCCCCAAAUUAAAACAGAAAAGACAGAUGGUAUUACUAAUAUUCCACCCAUAGCAACACCAACAAUCCCUCCCUUGUUAUCCAAGAUGGAUGCCAGAUCUAAUAAUCACUUAAUGUACCAUCCUAUGAUGCCACUGUACUCCAUGAACCCAAUGAUGAUGAAUGCCGCCAUGCCCAGCCUUCCCUGGUCUGGCCUGUACCAACACCAGGCUGCAUACCAAGCCAUGCAAGCCCAGCUACUUCAAAACAACAUGACCAGCCAUAAACCAGCCAGCAAACCAGAUGAAGUUCUCAACCUUUCUAAGCCUAAAUAUGAGUUCAGCAACGACCAGCAAGAUUACCAGAGCAGCUUAGAGUACCAAGAUAAGCUGAGAGGGUACAGAUCACUGCCCUUUCCACUGAAGAAACGAGAUGGCAAGAUGCACUAUGAAUGCAACGUGUGUAGUAAGUCAUUCGGGCAGCUUUCAAACCUGAAAGUCCACCUGCGAACCCACACUGGCGAACGUCCAUUCAAAUGUUUACAAUGUGGUAAAGGAUUCACACAACUGGCUCAUCUACAGAAACACAACUUAGUCCACACGGGAGAAAAACCCCAUCAAUGCUCUGUAUGCUCUAAACGCUUUAGUAGUACCAGUAAUCUUAAAACCCACAUGCGACUGCACAGUGGAGAAAAACCAUUCACAUGCAAGUUAUGUCCAGCAAAGUUCACCCAGUUUGUCCAUCUUAAACUGCACAAAAGACUCCAUACAAAUGAACGACCAUAUGAGUGCCCAAAAUGUAGUAGAAAGUAUAUCAGCGCAAGUGGCUUGAAAACACACUGGAAGACUGGAAAUUGUGGUAUAAGUUCUGAAGCUAUCUCAGAGUAUAGCAGAAUGAUGGAUUGCAACUUGGUUGAUAAUCCCGCUUCCCCAUCAGUCAUCCCAUUCUUUAAUCCAUUUAGUAAACUGGAGCGUACUGGAGCUGAGCUGGACUCAUUGAGCAGUGCAUUUGAUGCCCUUGAGAAAGAACGUCUGAAAGCCCAAAAGGAGCACAUUGCACAACUAGAUGAACUCUACAAAAGAGAUGGUGAGAUGAGACGGGAACACACACUUCUUUCUCAACAGAGGUCUCCAGUGUUCCCCGAGUCCCUAACAGCACAUUCCCGCAUUUACCCUGAUAGUGUCACUCACUCCCCUGAACUACCCCCUGGUUACCCAGUCUACCACCCUCAAUCUACAAAAGGGUCUCCUAGGUCAAUAUCUCCUGAGGGGUCAAGGUCACCCCAUAGGGAAAUGUCAAGGUCACCAACACGAUCAUUGGAAGCAUUUGAAAAUCAUAAUGAUAGUUUUGAGAGUCAGAAAUAUUCUAUUGGUUCAAGAAGCCCUGAGUCUGAAGACAGUAUAAUGUCAGAUCCUGAAUGUGAUGUCACAAUUGAAGAAAAUAUUGAUGUCAGUGAUGAUGUCAUAUCUAAUGAAGCUUUUGUACCUCGAUCUGAUCCUAUGGUUCUAAGUGGAACACAUAAUCACCAAAUAGGGACUGUCGCAUCAUAAUAGAGAUUGAUGCAUUAUCUAAAUUCAAUUACUCCAUUUCUGAAUGACAUUGUUUUUGGCAGAAAGGGAGGGUUUGGGUUUCAUUAUUUCCUUACAGAGCAGUCCCAAAUCUCAUAAUCAUACAGCUGAAUGUUGCAACAAUAAUUUAUUUUUAAAUUAUUACUCUUUAUGUCAUGUAUGAAUAUAUACUUCAUAAUAAUCAAAACUGAUGUCUCAAAAGGUACUCCAGUACAGCAUUUAUAUUUAUUUCACACUUGGGCCCAAACUAGCAAAUACACAAUACAUGUAUAAAAGUGUAAGGUCUAUUUUGUGUGAUUAAUUUAUAUCCAUGUAUAUUCUUCAAGUCAGAUAUCUAUUAAGUCUUAUAUGAUAACAUAAUAUGUAGAUACCUUAGUUGUAACAAUACUUUAGAAAGAUAGGUAACACAGUUGAAGUUUUUUAAUAUUUAAAAAAUCAGUUUUUGACAGAAGUCUCACGAUUUCUAUAUCUGUACUAAAAUAAGUGACGUCCUUAUUUGAGCCUCAACUAGACAGAGCUCUUACAAAGUGUAAAACUAGAAGUGUAUAUUAUUCAUUUAUGAGUGACAUCUAACAUAUUUAAUGGUAUAUGUGUAUAUAUGUAGUUGUUAUGCCUUUUGUUCAGGGUAAUGAAUAUAUAGGAAGGAAUAAACAUAUAUUUAUUAUGUG